Messenger RNA from Triplophysa rosa, 2056 nucleotides. RefSeq names its product Ras association domain family member 1 (gene rassf1). The transcript is spliced from 7 exons. Gene Ontology annotation, biological process: Ras protein signal transduction. Gene Ontology annotation, cellular component: microtubule cytoskeleton; nucleus. The coding region runs from base 516 to 1598 and encodes 360 amino acids. Lineage: Eukaryota; Metazoa; Chordata; Actinopteri; Cypriniformes; Nemacheilidae. The record is from RefSeq and is a predicted model, not a curated record.
UGGCGCGCAGGCGCAGAGCAGAUCUGGUCGGAAUGGACAAGGUGCGCGUGAGGAUUGAGGAGAUGAAACUAUCGACCCGUGUUUCGAACCGUAACCGAAAGUGACGCGCACAGACACGAUACGGAAAAACUGAAGCGGUUUGAGGAACAGCCCUGACUGCGAAGCUUCGUUUUUUGUACGAGUUUUUGAUUCUAACGAGACAUAUUUUUCUUUGCUUGCGCAAUCCAGUCGCGUCCUCUCCUCGCCGAUACGCGCGAUGCCCACAGAUUACGCGUAAUUUGAGAUUUCGUGAGUUUACUUUUGAGAAAUGUCAGGCGUUUCCAGUAGCCUGUACCUUUAAAAUUCGUUUGAAUCUUAAUAAAUUAUUUGUUUCGGUUUAAGAUUAAGCCGGAUGCCACGUAAUUCCUGCUGUGAAUAUAAACUCAUGAAAAACAUCAUCUCGUGCAGUAUUCUUCAAUGGCUGGAUAAGUGUUACAUGCUCAACUGAGCGAUGCUGUGCAUCUUACUUUCCCAAGAUGGCCAAAUGUGAGCUAAUCGAACUACAGGACUUGACUCCAGAUGACCGUAUUGAGUUAGCGCCCCCGACUGGCCUUCCUCCCAUCUCGGAGCACACUCUGGAGAGAUGGGGCACGGAGAAGGCGGUGCGGAUGGUGGGGGAGCGAGUGCGCUUGGAGGACCCCGAUUGGUUGACGGGUACACCCGGACGGGUACACGACUUCCAGCCGAGCAGUCAGACACAGCUCAGCUGGUGCGACCUCUGCGGGGAGUUCAUAUGGGGCCUGUACAAACAGAGCCUUCGGUGCACACAUUGUCAGUACACCUGUCACUACCGCUGUCAACCCUUCAUUCAACUGGACUGCACCUUGACCUCUGACCUCAUCUGCGACCAAUCCAACUACUGCGAGGACACCAUUGAGACGGACACGAAUGUGGAUGAACAAGUAGACUGGAGGAAGCAGGAGCUCUCCAGCAGUGAAAUACAGCAGAAGGUGAAGGAAUACAACGCUCAGGUCAACAGUAACCUCUUCAUGGUUUUGAACCGUGAUGGUUCGUACACUGGCUUCAUUAAGGUACAGUUUAAGCUGGCCCGGCCCGUGUCCAUCCCGCCCCCGCGGAGCGCAUCCUCGUCUUCUCGGGACGGCGGCUGUCGGGAGGACAAAGCACUGAAGCAUCGCACGUCGUUUUACCUGCCCAGAGAUACAGUCAAACACCUGCACAUCAGCUCCAAAACCCGUGCCAGAGAUGUGAUAGAAGCCCUGCUGAAGAAGUUCACCGUGGUGGACAACCCGGCCAAGUACUCGCUGUUUGAACGCAGCGAGCGACAAAAUCAAGUGUAUCUGAGGAAGCUAGCAGAUGAUGCACGUCCGCUUUUUCUGCGUCUGUGCGCCGGACCCAACGAGAAAGUCCUCAGUCUGGUUCUUAAAGAGAAUGAAACGGGGGAAGUUAAUUGGGACGCGUUCAGUUUUCCCGAACUGCAGAACUUCCUGCGCAUACUGGAGCGAGAGGAAGAGGACUACGUGCGGCAGAUUGUGAAGCGCUACGCCCUGGCGCGAGAAAAGAUGAAAGACGCCAUGAAGGACCUCGGUACGCCGGGCUGAAACGUACACUGGCUGCUGUUCUUACCUCGAAAAAGGGAAACGUACAUGCUCAUCCCAGAGCGGUUUGAGUACAAAGAGUGUGUGAAAGACCCCUCAGUCCGCUGGGACAUGACAGGGGUGGGAAAUGCAGUGCGAGUGUGACUGUUGUGCGUAUGAGGAGCGUAUGCAGACUUUACACUGAAUGUAAUACUGCUGUCGUAGCUGGACUCGGUGGAAUGGCUGCUGUGGUGGAGUGACGUCUUUACUGUUUGACUGUGGUGAAUGAAACAAUGCAGAGUUCUCUUACAGAGUAUUUUGAGAGGAAUAUAAAUGAAAUAUUAUUUUAUUGUAUUAACUGUUUGAGUCGACAUUACAAGAUGUAGUGACAAUUAUAUAAUUCAUGUCAUCAGAAAUGCAAUAUCUUUGUAUACAUAUUUGCUGUUGAUUCCUUGGAAUGAUAAAUAAAAAUUAUAAUAUUU